Molecule: messenger RNA, 9774 nt
Organism: Xyrauchen texanus (razorback sucker)
Lineage: Eukaryota; Metazoa; Chordata; Actinopteri; Cypriniformes; Catostomidae
Exons: 76
Coding region: 148-8301 (2717 amino acids)
Biological process (GO): lipid transport
Molecular function (GO): lipid binding
Source: RefSeq, a predicted model, not a curated record
UCAGGCACAGAUCCGUGCACGCCAGUCCAUGCGCGAAUACAUCGUGGACUGAGUUGUAACUUUGCAUCUACUGUAGAGGUUUUUAGAGGUGUUGUCGCUGGUUAAUCAUAUCCGAUUUUUUUUAUAUCAGAAAAUCAACGUGCAACAAUGUCACACGUUGAUACAGGGCCGACAGAUGACUCGGACUCGGAAAAGAAGACUGAAUCAGCCCAGGACAGUGCACCAGGGGACAUGGAGGUCCCCCAAGCGAAAUUAUUUGAUGCUAAGGCAAUGUUGUGGACUUUUGGGAAAUGUCUCACCGCCUUGCUACCCAUCUACCUAGCUGGUUACUAUCGCAUGAGCACUAGUUUGGUGGUGUUCGGGAUGAUGGUUUACUCAGGAUGGAAGCACACUCGUGAGGCGAAGGAAGCGAGACUCAGGUCUGCAAUACUCAACCAUGAACAAGAAUGCGUAUCCUCUAAAUUAUCUCGAAGUAGACGAGACCUGCCGUCUUGGGUAAAUUUUCCAGACGUGGAGAAGGUUGAAUGGCUGAACAAGGUUAUCCAGCAGGCCUGGCCAUUUAUUGGUCAAUAUUUGGAGAAGUUGCUCACAGAAACCAUUGCUCCAUCCAUCCGCGGCUCCAGCCCUCACCUACAGACACUCAGCUUCACGAAGAUAGACUUUGGUGACAAGGCUCUGAAGGUAGUAGGAGUGAAGUCUCAUACAGAAAACCAAAAAGGUCAAAUUCUGCUUGACGUUUACAUCAGUUACGCGGGGAAUGCUGAGAUAAAUGUGGAAGUGAAACGGUAUUUUUGCAAAGCUGGUGUGAAGGGAAUACAGCUCCAUGGAAUGAUGCGUGUGAUUUUGGAGCCUUUGAUUGGAAAUGUCCCGAUCGUGGGCGCUGUGACCAUGUUCUUUAUUCAAAGGCCUACACUGAACAUUAAUUGGACGGGUUUGACCAACUUGCUGGACAUUCCAGGACUCAAUAUGAUGUCAGACACUAAGAUCAUGGAUGCGAUUGCCUCAUUCCUGGUGUUGCCCAAUCGGCUCACUGUUCCUCUAGUGCCAGACCUGCAAGUGGCACAACUGCGCUGCCCUAUGCCCAGGGGAGUUGUUCGUAUUCACCUGCUAGAGGCCGAUGGUCUGGCUUCGAAAGAUAACUAUGUGAAGGGUGUGAUAGUGGGUAUGUCUGACCCAUAUGCUCUGCUCAGAGUGGGGCCACAGACCUUCAAAUCAUGCCAUCAGGACAACACCCUCAAUCCCAAAUGGGGUGAAAUGUAUGAGGUCAUCGUUCAUGAGGUGCCUGGUCAGGAGCUUGAGGUGGAAGUGUUAGACAAAGAUCCAGAUCAGGAUGAUUUACUGGGCAGGACAAAGAUAGACUUGGGAGUUGUGAAGAAAUCUAAAAUUGUCGAUGAGUGGUUCACUUUGAAGGACACACAUACAGGACGUGUUCACCUCAGACUUGAGUGGCUGACACUAGAAGACAACACAGAGAGACUGGAAGAGGUUUUGAGGAGAAAUGAAAAUGUGGUGAGUAAAACAAGCAAACCACCAUCAGCAGCCAUCUUGGCAGUGUAUCUGGACAAGGCCGAGGCACUUCCUAUGAAGAAAGGCAAUAAGGAACCCAAUCCGAUCGCGCAACUCUCAGUACAAGACGUUACUCGUGAGAGCCGGAUUUGCUGGAAUACGGUGAACCCUCAAUGGGAAGACGCUUUCACUUUCUUCAUCAGAGAUCCAAACAAACAGGACAUUAACAUCCAGGUGAAGGAUAAUGAUCGUGUUCAGGUUUUGGGAAAUCUGUCCAUCCCUGUUUGUCGUCUUCUGUCUUGUCCUGACUUGACUCUAGAUCAGUGCUUUAAUCUGGACAACUCUGGCCCAGAGAGCCGCAUCCACAUCAACACAGUGCUCAGGGUGCUCUGUUUGGAUGAAGACGCUGUUGCUUCCCAUCUUCUUUCCAGUGACCCUCUUUCAAAAAGUUCUGCCUCACGCCCGCAGAAGACCUCGCCCCAUUCCAGCUUUACCACUGAGGGGGUGCUGCGUGUCCACCUUGUGGAGGCUCAGGAUCUGGUUGCUAAGGACAACCUGAUGGGUGGAAUGGUGAAGGGAAAGAGUGAUCCCUAUGUCAAGAUCCAGAUUGGGGGUGAAACCUUUAAGAGUAAUGUGAUCAAGGAAAAUCUAAACCCCACCUGGAAUGAAAUGUAUGAGGUGGUUUUGACAUCGCUUCCUGGUCAGGAGUUGACCCUAGAGGUCUUUGAUAACGACAUGGACAUGAAAGAUGACUUUAUGGGCAGACUGAAGAUCAAUCUAAGUGACAUAAUCAGCUCUCAGUACAUUAACAAGUGGUUUUCUCUGAAUGAUGUCAAACGUGGUCGUGUUCAUUUGGUUCUGGAAUGGCUGCCUACACUAACACAACCAGAAAAACUGCAGCAGGUGUUGUUGUACCAGUCGAAGAGCUCUUUUCUGAAUAUGACUUUGCCAGCUGCCGCUCUGUUGUUUGUGUAUGUUGAGCGUGCCCAUGAACUCCCUCUUAAGAAAAGUGGCAAGGAACCAAAAGUUGGAGCUGAGCUGAUUUUAAGAGGAACAUCUCACAGAACCACAGUCUGUGAUCGUACCAGCUCUCCUAAGUGGGACGAGGCAUUUCAUUUCCUGGUUCAAAACCCAUUAAAGGAAGACCUCAUUGUGAAGUUGUCCCACUGUUGGGAUUUCUCUCUAGGAUCUGUGGUGAUUCCGGUCAAAGAGCUGCUCUCUGAGCCAGAUCUAAUACUGGAUCAGUGGCUCAAUCUGGAAGGAGCUUCACCUCAGAGUCAAAUUCUGCUCAGAGCUCAACUGAAGAUUCUUUGCCCUAAAGUAACAGAGAGGUCUGUAGAGCAGUAUGAACAAUCUAAACAUCCAGAAUCAUCCAUCAUCACAAGACAACAAGAGGUGGCGGAAGUGCAGAAGUCUAGUGCUGAGGUGAUCCCAGAAUCUCCUGUCACUGUUACCUCAUCUGUCUCAGUAACAGAAGAUGAGAGUCGUGGAAAAGUCCCACAUGUCACAGAAGUAUCCAGCUCAGAUGAUCUUCGACCCCUACGCACCAUCCCUGACCCCAGCUUUGGUACUGAGGGAGUACUCCGUCUCCACCUGCUUGAGGCUCAUAAUUUGGUUGCCAAGGACAACAUGAUGGGUGGAAUGGUGAAGGGAAAAAGUGACCCCUAUGUUAACAUCCAAAUUGGAGACAAAACUUUUAAAAGCCAUGUGAUCAAGGAAAACCUCAACCCCACUUGGAACGAGAUGUAUGAGCUGGUUUUGGCCUCAAACUCGACCCCAGAUGUUCUUGUGGAGGUCUUUGAUAAAGACAUGGACAAAGAUGACUUUUUAGGAAGGAUCAAGAUCAGCUUACAGGAAAUCAUUCAAUCUCAGUUUAUGGACCAGUGGUUUUCUCUGAGUGAUGUCAAACAUGGUCGUCUUCAUUUAGUUCUUGAGUGGCUUCCCACAGUAACACAACCUGACAAACUGCAAAAGGCUCUGCAGUUACAGUCCAUACACUCGUACCAGAACAAAUCUGUGCCAUCAGCAGCUGUACUCUACAUCCUCAUAGAGAGAGCACAUGACCUGCCGCUUAAGAAGAGUGGAAAGGAGCCCAAAGCUGCUGCAGAGCUGGUUCUUGGUGACAUUUCUCAUAAAACCAAGGUGUGCGACUGUUCCACAUCUCCUCAGUGGAGUGAAGAUUUUCACUUCCUUGUUCAUAACCCGAGAGAGGACAUUCUUAUUAUCAAGCUUUCCAGUGCAUGGGAGCAGCCCUUGGGCUCUUUGAGUCUACCAAUCAGAGAGCUGCUUUCAAAACCAGAGCUACUGAUGGACCAAUGGUUGUGUUUAGAUGGAGCAGGUCCUGACAGUGAAAUUCUGCUGAGGGCACAACUUAAGAUUUUGGACUCAAGGAUAGAUGCAAGUGUCUUUGAAAGUAAGAAGUCUGUUAUAGAUGAAGAUCAUUCUGUGGUAGGACACCAUGAGGUGAAAAAGCCAUCCGUUACUGAACAUUCACAGGCUGCUGUCAGUAAAGAAUCUGAAAAGAAAACCCUACCAACAAAAGGGGUGACUUUACCUGUCUCUGUAUCACUGCCUGAAGAACAUAACAAACAAACUGUCCCUCAUGUCACUGAUGAUCAUCAUCUUACACCCUCCACACCUAAAACACAGCUUGAAACCAAGGAUGUCAGCAAAGUCCCUGAUUCCACCUCCCCUGUAGUUGGAUCUAGUCAUGUAAUGGCACCAAAUAAAACAUCUGAAUCAAAGUCAACAGCUAAUGAACAAGACAUUGAUAAACCAGUAGAACAGUCUUCUAAAAAGACUUCUCUUAGUGUUUCUGUGGAGGAGUCAAAGGUCACUAGUUCUACAGACAUUCGGCCUCAAAAGACUAGCCAUGACCCCAGCUUUGGCACUAAGGGUGUGCUGCGUAUCCUUCUUUUGGAGGCUCAGGAUCUGGUUGCCAAGGACAACAUGAUGGGUGGAAUGGUGAAGGGAAAAAGUGACCCCUAUGUUAACAUCCAAAUUGGAGACAAAACUUUUAAAAGCCAUGUGAUCAAGGAAAACCUCAACCCCACCUGGAACGAGAUGUAUGAGCUGGUUUUGGCCUCAAACUCGACCCCAGAUGUUCUUGUGGAGGUCUUUGAUAAAGACAUGGACAAAGAUGACUUUUUAGGAAGGAUCAAGAUCAGCUUACAGGAAAUCAUUCAAUCUCAGUUUAUGGACCAGUGGUUUUCUCUGAGUGAUGUCAAACAUGGUCGUCUUCAUUUAGUUCUUGAGUGGCUUCCCACAGUAACACAACCUGACAAACUGCAAAAGGCUCUGCAGUUACAGUCCAUACACUCGUACCAGAACAAAUCUGUGCCAUCAGCAGCUGUACUCUACAUCCUCAUAGAGAGAGCACAUGACCUGCCGCUUAAGAAGAGUGGAAAGGAGCCCAAAGCUGCUGCAGAGCUGGUUCUUGGUGACAUUUCUCAUAAAACCAAGGUGUGCGACUGUUCCACAUCUCCUCAGUGGAGUGAAGAUUUUCACUUCCUUGUUCAUAACCCGAGAGAGGACAUUCUUAUUAUCAAGCUUUCCAGUGCAUGGGAGCAGCCCUUGGGCUCUUUGAUUCUACCAAUCAGAGAGCUGCUUUCAAAACCAGAGCUGCUGAUGGACCAAUGGUUGUGUUUAGAUGGAGCAGGUCCUGACAGUGAAAUUCUGCUGAGGGCACAACUUAAGAUUUUGGACUCAAGGAUAGAUGCAAGUGUCUUUGAAAGUAAGAAGUCUGUUAUAGAUGAAGAUCAUUCUGUGGUAGGACACCAUGAGGUGAAAAAGCCAUCCGUUACUGAACAUUCACAGGCUGCUGUCAGUAAGGAAUCUGAAAAGAAAACCCUACCAACAAAAGGGGUGACUUUACCUGUCUCUGUAUCACUGCCUGAAGAACAUAACAAACAAACUGUCCCUCAUGUCACUGAUGAUCAUCAUCUUACACCCUCCACACCUAAAACACAGCUUGAAACCAAGGAUGUCAGCAAAGUCCCUGAUUCCACCUCCCCUGUAGUUGGAUCUAGUCAUGUAAUGGCACCAAAUAAAACAUCUGAAUCAAAGUCAACAGCUAAUGAACAAGACAUUGAUAAACCAGUAGAACAGUCUUCUAAAAAGGCUUCUCUUAGUGUUUCUGUGGAGGAGUCAAAGGUCACUAGUUCUACAGACAUUCGGCCUCAAAAGACUAGCCAUGACCCCAGCUUUGGCACUAAGGGUCUGCUGCGUAUCCUUCUUUUGGAGGCUCAGGAUCUGGUUGCCAAGGACAACAUGAUGGGUGGAAUGGUGAAGGGAAAAAGUGACCCCUAUGUUAACAUCCAAAUUGGAGACAAAACUUUUAAAAGCCAUGUGAUCAAGGAAAACCUCAACCCCACUUGGAACGAGAUGUAUGAGCUGGUUUUGGCCUCAAACUCGACCCCAGAUGUUCUUGUGGAGGUCUUUGAUAAAGACAUGGACAAAGAUGACUUUUUAGGAAGGAUCAAGAUCAGCUUACAGGAAAUCAUUCAAUCUCAGUUUAUGGACCAGUGGUUUUCUCUGAGUGAUGUCAAACAUGGUCGUCUUCAUUUAGUUCUUGAGUGGCUUCCCACAGUAACACAACCUGACAAACUGCAAAAGGCUCUGCAGUUACAGUCCAUACACUCGUACCAGAACAAAUCUGUGCCAUCAGCAGCUGUACUCUACAUCCUCAUAGAGAGAGCACAUGACCUGCCGCUUAAGAAGAGUGGAAAGGAGCCCAAAGCUGCUGCAGAGCUGGUUCUUGGUGACAUUUCUCAUAAAACCAAGGUGUGUGACAGUUCCACAUCUCCUCAGUGGAGUGAAGAUUUUCACUUCCUUGUUCAUAACCCGAGAGAGGACAUUCUUAUUAUCAAGCUUUCCAGUGCAUGGGAGCAGCCCUUGGGCUCUUUGAUUCUACCAAUCAGAGAGCUGCUUUCAAAACCAGAGCUGCUGAUGGACCAAUGGUUGUGUUUAGAUGGAGCAGGUCCUGACAGUGAAAUUCUGCUGAGGGCACAACUUAAGAUUUUGGACUCAAGGAUAGAUGCAAGUGUCUUUGAAAGUAAGAAGUCUGUUAUAGAUGAAGAUCAUUCUGUGGUAGGACACCAUGAGGUGAAAAAGCCAUCUGUUACUGAACAUUCACAGGCUGCUGUCAGUAAAGAAUCUGAAAAGAAAACCCUACCAACAAAAGGGGUGACUUUACCUGUCUCUGUAUCACUGCCUGAAGAACAUAACAAACAAACUGUCCCUCAUGUCACUGAUGAUCAUCAUCUUACACCCUCCACACCUAAAACACAGCUUGAAACCAAGGAUGUCAGCAAAGUCCCUGAUUCCACCUCCCCUGUAGUUGGAUCUAGUCAUGUAAUGGCACCAAAUAAAACAUCUGAAUCAAAGUCAACAGCUAAUGAACAAGACAUUGAUAAACCAGUAGAACAGUCUUCUAAAAAGGCUUCUCUUAGUGUUUCUGUGGAGGAGUCAAAGGUCACUAGUUCUAAAGAUGUUCGGCCUCAAAAGACUAGCCAUGACCCCAGCUUUGGCACUAAGGGUGUGCUGCGUAUCCUUCUUUUGGAGGCUCAGGAUCUGGUUGCCAAGGACAACAUGAUGGGUGGAAUGUUGAAGGGAAAAAGUGACCCCUAUGUUAACAUACAAAUCGGUGACAAAACCUUUAAGAGUCAUGUGAUCAAAGAGAAUCUCAACCCCACCUGGAAUGAAAUGUAUGAGAUGAUUCUGAGUCCUGACAACAAUCUAGAGGUGAAGUUUGAGGUUUAUGAUAAAGAUGUUGACUCUGAUGAUUUCCUUGGAAGGUUCACCCUCAAACUUGGACAUAUUAUCAGCUCCCAAUACAAUGAUGAAUGGUUUACCUUGAAUGAUAUUAAACAUGGUCGAGUCCAUUUGGUUCUGGAAUGGCUGCCUGUCGUAACACAACGGGAUAAAUUGGAACAAGUACUGCAGAUGCAAAGUGCUCAGUCUUACCAGAACAAGUCCAUACCUUCAGCAGGGCUGUUGUUUCUUCUAAUUGAAAGAGCACAUGACCUGCCCUUGAAGAAAAGUGGAAAGGAACCCAAAGCCGCAGCUGAAAUUGUGCUGGGAGGCGUGUCUUAUAAAACCAAGGUAUGUGAUCGUUCAACAUCUCCUCGGUGGAAUGAAACAUUUCAAAUGCUGGUUCAUGACCCUAAGAAGGAAAUACUUGUCAUUAAGCUCUCCAGUGCCUGGGACCAACCAAUGGGCUCUUUGGUUCUACCAAUCAGAGAGCUGCUUUCAAAAUCAGAGCUGCUGAUGGACCAAUGGUUCAGUCUGGAUGGAGCUCUACCACAGAGUCAGAUUCUACUCAGGGCACAACUAAAGAUUUUGGAUUCCAAGAUGGCAGCUUUAGUAGCCAUGGGUUCAGGCCCAGUGUUGAGUAAUAAACAGACAGCCACCACUGGACAAAUCAAGAUUUCCAUCUCCUUCCAGAAAAAGCUCAUUGUGGUCAUUCAUGCAUGCAGGCGUCUGGUUACAUCAUCUAAGGACGGCUUGGACACCUACAUCUCACUUAUUCUGCUGCCAGAUAAAAGCAAGGUCACAAAACGAAAGACGAGUGUGAAGAAGAAAAACCUGAACCCAGAGUACAAUGAAAGGUUUGAGUUUGAUAUGAGUGUGGAGGCGGCGCAGAGACGAGAGCUCCGUGUGUGUGUGAAAAACGCAUCGUCGUCCUUCAUGCAUCGAGACAAAGACGUGAUUGGCCAGGUGCAAAUAGACCUCGGGCAUGUCGACUUACUGUCUGGAGUCACAGAAUGGUUUGAUCUUAAAGAAGAGUACAACUGAACACUUGGCAUCCAAUCCUAAACCUCUUCCUGAAGUUCAACAGGUCAACAUCGCUGCCAUGUAUUGCUGCCAAUGCUUUUUUCCUCAAAUCAUACAAUCAUAUAUGUCCUCACAUACAUCUUUAAGAACAGAGGGUUUUUGAAUCAUAUUGUUGCGAUAAUGACAUGUCAAGAGUAUUUACAUUGAACGGUAUUAUAUCAAAAUGUAUAUAUAUACUGAAGUGGUAAUACCUGUAUAGAUCAGUAUCAGAGCAUCUGAUGUAUUUACAGAGAAAAAAUAUUAUGCAGGUGUGUGGAAAGGUUUUCAUCAAUUUACAAUUGUUUAAUAUGGAAAAGUAUGUUUUAGAAUGAGUUUCACGCAUAAAAAGGAAUGACUUUCUUUUUUUGUUUUGUUUAAACUGUGAGAGUGAUAGGGAUUCUCAAUUGUCCAAAUGCUACUGGAUUUAUGGAUAAGUUAGUCAAAUGUUGACAACAUGGAAAAAUGGACCACUCGUUUUUGCAAAUAAUUGUGCAAAGAUGUUUUAUUUAAACAAUUGUAUAUGUUGUCCCCUUGCAUGUCAAAACAGCUGCUGUCUACACACAUAUCAAACUUGUGUAGCUUCUGUAGUCCGAUGUGACGCCGAACAUAUUCACCUUCUUUUGUUGUUGAUCUGAAACUAUGAUAUUGAAGCCAGCUGGCAUGUUACAUUUUAGGCCUUAAAAUAGUAAUACUGGGUAGAAACACUUUUUUUGUGUUGCCAAGAGUUGAUCUGUAUUACACAGAUCUAGACCACACACAAAACGCCUUAUCAGUGUUUUAUUUUGUACUUUUUAAAUUUAGUUUCUUCGAGUUCUAAGUGGAGACAUUGUAUUGUGCUGCAUUCCUUUUGUAACAUUUAUUCAUUUUGUUUUCAUUUCACUUUGUGUGCAUGUUACACUUUUGUUUUACAUUACAACAUGCUUUAAACAGGGUUCCCACAGUCAUGGAAAACCUGGAAAUAUCAAUUAAUAAAAUGUGUUUCCCAGGUCUGAAAGGGUCACUGGAUUUAAUUAAAUAAAGUGAAUAAAAACGUUCUAUUUGAAAAUACCUCAAAUAUUUAAUCGGCUAGAUAUUACUCUUAAAACUAGCUAAACUUAAUCUCAAGCCAUACUGAUUACUGCACAAAUUGUUCUUUUUUUCAAUGCAUCGGCCAAACUGAUUCAUAACUUGGUCUGAAUGAUUCAUUAACGAUGACAGAUUUUUUUCAAACUCAUCACUGGAAAGAUUAUGGAAAACUCAAGGAAAUUCCUCGGUCAAAAAAAGUGGAAACCCUGUUUAACUGGUGUGUUGAGAUUUCUACACAAUGUUUAACCACCAUGUUCUAGAGCACUAUGCAAUAUUCAUAAUGUCACAUUUCUGAAUGUACUGCCAUAUAUUCACAGCGCUUCAUAAUUAAGGUUGUAUAGCCAGUUACAUACUACAUAAAUCAAGAAUAAAAAGACCUUACUGCGGAUG